UCUACUUGGGAAACAUGACUUCAUGUAAAAUCACUGACUUGAUAAAACAGACAGAAAAGUUUUCCUAUUCUUUCGAAGUAACUCCCGAUGUGACGGUUGAAGAUAUAAACAACCUCAAUGUGGAACCAGUGUUUUUCUCAGUGACAUGGCACGCCAAAAAUCACAAGUGCGAAGACUUAGAUAUAGCACCUUUAAGGAUGGUUAAAUUUUUAAGAAGCAAACAACAUCCUGUGUUAUUGCACUUGACUUGUGAUAUGUUGAAAAAGGAUUACUUGGACCAAGUGCUGGCGUUACUACAGGAGCAAAAUGUUUGCAACCUGCUUGUUAUGUUAGGAGAAAAAUAUGACGCCGCUACUUCGGAUUUUAAAAGCGCCCGAGAAUUAGUAGCCUACAUAAGGGCGAGUACAGGAAAUUAUUUUUGCCUAGGUGUGGCUGGAUCUCCUGAUCAAACCGGAGAGAAACUAUUAAACCUUAAAGAAAAAAUCGACAGUGGAGCAGAUUUCAUACUUACACAGGCAUUUUUUGAAAAAGAAGUUUUUAAUAACUUUGCAAAAACUUGCAAAGAGAUCGGGAUCACAGUACCCAUAAUACCGGGUGUGUUCCUGUUCGAAAAUUUAAAACAACUGAAUGGCUUCAUUAAUCUUUGCAAGGUAAAAGUUUCCCAAGAUUUACUGGAAAAAUUAAAAAACAAAGAAGAAUCGAGUAUAACGGGACAAGAAAUUGUAAAGAAGUUACUGCAAGACUUGAUUGCCGAUAAUGAAAUAAAACAUUUUCAUUUCUUUACUUUGAACAAGUUGGAUAUUGUGUCUGAUUUCGUUAAAGAACUUUAAUAGCUUUAAUAAAUGUAUCUACAUAGUUAAUCUAGUACCUACAGUUGGGGCCCAUUUCUCGAACGGUAUGAGACUAAUAUUAUUAGUCUACGAACUGAGGCCCAUUUCUCGAACGGUAUUAAACUAAUA
Cydia splendana is the source of this 959-nucleotide messenger RNA. Its product is annotated as methylenetetrahydrofolate reductase (NADPH)-like. Gene Ontology annotation, cellular component: cytosol. Gene Ontology annotation, molecular function: methylenetetrahydrofolate reductase [NAD(P)H] activity; FAD binding. The transcript is spliced from 2 exons. Lineage: Eukaryota; Metazoa; Arthropoda; Insecta; Lepidoptera; Tortricidae. The record is from RefSeq and is a predicted model, not a curated record. Bases 15 to 830 code for a protein of 271 amino acids. Gene Ontology annotation, biological process: tetrahydrofolate interconversion.